UCGCUCGCCGCCAUGGAUGGUUCGAAGGGGAGUGUAGGUGGCGGGGACGGGACCGGGCCCGAAAAGCCAAGCGCCGAUUCGAACCCUAGCCUUGACCCGCUCCAACCUACCACGGUGGCUGUCGAAGCCACAGAUGACGGUGCGGCCGCGGCUGCGGCCGAGGCGGCCAGGCGGCCCUUCACGGCCCUCAGCCAAGAGGAAGCUGACCUCGCCCUCGCCCGUGUCCUGCAGGAGCAGGAGCGGGCGUACAUGUUGCUUCGGAUGAACGGGGGCGGUGGCGAGGGCAGCAACUACGGGAGCUCUGAUGAAGGGAGCUACGAAUAUGACGAAGAGGGAGAGGAGGACUACGAAGAGGAACUGGAGCUCUCGCUGGUCUCAGCGAUUUUUCUUUCGUACUUGUUUAUAAUCAGUCAAACUAUAACGAAUGAUGAACAACCUAAACUUCUAUAUGCUUUUAUGAAAACCCAGGAGGCAUGGCAAGAGGUUGAUCCAGAUGAAUACUCUUAUGAGGAGCUAGUCGCAUUGGGUGAAGUAGUUGGCACAGAAAACAGAGGUCUCUCUGCCGAUACACUUGCUUCUUUACCUUCAGUAACAUACAAGCUGCAACAUGUUCAGGAUGGCAACACGGAGCAGUAUGUGCAAAUAAUUGAAGUUUUAUAG
Molecule: messenger RNA, 660 nt
Organism: Zea mays
Lineage: Eukaryota; Viridiplantae; Streptophyta; Magnoliopsida; Poales; Poaceae
Exons: 4
Coding region: 13-660 (215 amino acids)
Source: RefSeq, a predicted model, not a curated record